Messenger RNA from Magnusiomyces paraingens, 459 nucleotides. RefSeq lists its product as uncharacterized. NCBI's taxonomy places the organism in Eukaryota, Fungi, Ascomycota, Dipodascomycetes, Dipodascales, Dipodascaceae. Gene Ontology annotation, molecular function: catalytic activity. Bases 1 to 459 code for a protein of 152 amino acids. Gene Ontology annotation, biological process: nucleotide metabolic process. The record is from RefSeq and is a predicted model, not a curated record. The transcript has 2 exons.
AUGUCGGCAAAUUGCAUUUUCUGCAAGAUCAUUAAGAACGAAAUUCCGUCUCUUAAAAUCUACGAGACUUCCAAGACUCUUGCGUUUAUGGAUAUUGGUCCCACCGCUCCUGGACAUGCUUUGGUGAUCCCUAAGUAUCACGGUGCUAAGCUUCAUAAUAUUCCUGAUGAGCAUUUGUAUGAAAUUCUUCCCAUUGCUAAGCGCAUUGCUCUUGCUUUAGAUCUUGCCAUUGAAUCCCCUGAAGGCGAGGGCUACAAUGUUUUGCAAAACAACGGUAGAAUUGCCCACCAAAUGGUUGAUCAUGUUCACUUCCAUUUAAUCCCUAAGCGCGAUAGCACUUCGGGUCUCGUUGUCGGCUGGCCCGAAAGUGAGGAAGGCAAGGCAAAAAUCAAAGAGAUUCAUGCCAAGUUGGAAGCUGCUUUCAAGGCUGUCGAGGAGUCAUCUCCAAUUAAGAUCUAG